Ascochyta rabiei is the source of this 228-nucleotide messenger RNA. RefSeq lists its product as uncharacterized. The record is from RefSeq and is a predicted model, not a curated record. The transcript has a single exon. Lineage: Eukaryota; Fungi; Ascomycota; Dothideomycetes; Pleosporales; Didymellaceae. The coding region runs from base 1 to 228 and encodes 75 amino acids.
AUGGUCAGCCAGCAGCUCGAGCAAGCGUACGAGAAGUACCGUUACGAGGCUCUCUUCGGCGUCUGGCUCGUCGUGACUGGAGCAACCUUUAUGCGCAUCAAGCGUCAGCCUUAUUCCACUCGUCUCAAGGUGGAACAGUACGAGAGCAUAUUCAAAGGGACCUCGUUGGGUGCCAUCGUGCUCGGUGUUGUCAUGUCACCGAAACGAGGGAUGAAGCGUGUUCCUUAG